This is a messenger RNA of Engraulis encrasicolus (European anchovy), 1977 nucleotides long. Its product is annotated as transmembrane protein 164. The coding region runs from base 564 to 1499 and encodes 311 amino acids. The record is from RefSeq and is a predicted model, not a curated record. Lineage: Eukaryota; Metazoa; Chordata; Actinopteri; Clupeiformes; Engraulidae. The transcript has 6 exons.
GCGGCGUCUCAGCGAUUCAACCCAGGAAGUUUUUUGUUAUGCUGGGUCAACGGGCUUCGAUCCAAACUUGGGAAGGAAUCGCGGAAGAUGUUUUGUUAACGGGCUCUGAUAGCGUUUCAUCCACCGAGAUAUGGGCUGCGGGAGACGUAUCUCGGCGCCGUUCCUUGUGUCUUCCUAGGUUUGGUCAACUUACCAACGUUUUAUUGACGCCCUUGUCGGACGUGCAUGAAUGGUUGUAUUAUUCUUUUUUAUUUCCUAUGGGCUUUUAACUCUGUUCAAACCCCUGUAUCUUCACGGGUAGCUUUGUCGAUAAUAGUAUGGUUUGAUUGCCCAGUAAUCGACAUUUGAUUAGUGCUGGGUAGUAGUGUGACCCUUCCUUCCUUUUUUCAUGCUGCUGCUGCUGAUAAAGAUUUUUCAGAUUAUGCCUAACCGCAUGUAUGUAGGCAGUCACCUCUUUGCUGGUAUGUGUGUCUCGCACGCAUGGUAGGAUCUAUUUACCCAUUGCGGUUAAGAUAACCCCUAAAAUGUCAAAGCACGUUGAGAAGCCACAGCCGCAGUAGUUCAUGUUUCGUCAAGAAAUCGGCGUAUUAGCUUUUAUUCCCUCGUGCUCUGACCUUUUUCAGUACGAGAAGAGGAAUAUGUCUCGAUACAAUAUUUACAGUCUACUGGACUGGGUGUACGGUGGCGUGGACCCCAAAUUCGAAGGUAACGGAGGACCCGAGUGCGCUGCCUUCCUUACGCGCCAGCAACGCUUGAGUGAGAGCUUGGCGAUCAUUGUGAUAUCCAUCGCAGAGGUCGUACUGGCUCUUAGAAAAAUCAACUUUUCACAAGGACUUAAAGAAGCCAAACAUGACAGGAUCAGUAAGGAGGACAGUCUGGGCAAAAACCUUCUCUUGGUUGCACUCUGCAUGACGUUUGGUGUGGAAGUGGGAUUCAAGUUCGCCACCAAGACGGUCAUAUACUUACUCAAUCCUUGCCACGUUGUCACCAUGGUGCAGAUCUUCCUCCUCGCCUGUCCACCCUGUAAAACAGCCACAAUAGUUUUCAGACUACAAGUUCAUAUGUUAAAUGGAGCCUUGCUGGCACUUCUCUUCCCUGUGGUAAACACCAGACUGUUACCCUUUGAAAAGGAGGUUUACUACAUUCAGCACUCCAUGCUUUACUUGGUACCGAUGUAUCUCUUCAGGAAAGGGGGUGUAUAUACCCCUGAGCCACUGGGAGAUAUGUCGUGGGCCCUUCUAUCAACUGGCAUCCUGUUCCUCUACCAUUUUGUCUUCCUGCAAACUCUUGGCAUGAUGACUGAAGUAAACCUGAACAACAUGCUCUGCCCAGCAGUGUCCGAUCCUUUCUACGGACCGUGGUACCGAGUCUGGGCCACUGGGCAUCAGACGCUUCUGACUCUGAUCCAUGGCAAAGCGCUCACAUUGAUCGCUCACCACGCGGUUCCUGCGUGCCGCUACUUCACCAACAGUGCCUACCCUCGCAGCAAGGUUGACUGAGGCCAUGUCCGCAUUAAAAGUUGAACAAAUAGGCCUAUAAAUGUACCGUACGUAUCCAUAGUUAAAAACUAUCUGCGUCUACACUGUCAUUUUUAUAUCGUUUUCAGAUUGUUCCUCUAUUGGGGAAGCUGGUUUUUCAGAUUUCUCUACUACAGCGGUCGUAGCAUCAUUUUUGAUGUUUCGAGGGAGGCGAAAACGCAUACAUUGUGCAUUUUCUUGUGUGUCUUUUCAUGUGGACUUAUGGUUACAGUUUACGGUUGAGUGAGAACCCUUAUUAACCUUGUCAACAUGUUUUGAUCAUCGUCGAUGCUUAGGCCUACGUAUAUCAUUUCAUUCAUAUCCUGAACAUAUACUCUUAAAGGUCCUUCAAUGUUGGUAAUUUCUACUGUUGGAAUUGCAUUGAAAUGGGGAAAUGUCUUUUUAUUGUGAUGAAAAACCUAACAAAAUAAAGUUUAACUUUUUGUUUAUUUUUUCAGAA